AUGUCCAGUGGUGGCUGUAAAGAGCAGUUUUUGCAGCUUUUGAAUACUCUUGACAUAACAAAAGUUACUUCCAUGAAAAGUUUAACAUGCAUCUUCAAAUCCUUGGGGAAGUUAAUGUUGGAGAACAUUGCAGAGAAGUGCUUUCUAGAUUUGAAAACCAAUGUUUAUGUAUCUGGUGAAAACAGCUUACUGGGCAUUACUUGUGUCAGUUUAUGGUUAAAUUGUUCCUUGGCACUGUGUUUCAGAGAUUCGGGAGCAUUCAUGACGCCUUUGACAACAGGGCGUGUAACCAUACCAUCCAUUGUAACUUACUCAGCAAAAGUGGGCAUAGCAAUUGCCAUAAGAUACUCAUUGACAAGGAGAGCAUUUUCAGUCACACCAAAUGGACCUGAAGUUUUAUUGCUUGAUUACCCCAGCCAUCAAAGACGACUACUCCCUCUUCUUGCAAAGACAUAUGCCUUGAACUUUGCUCCUAACUUCUUGAAAAGGAUGUAUGUGAAGAGGAAACCUGAAAUGAUCAAAACCUUACAUGUUGUUUCAAGUGCCUUUUAA
This is a messenger RNA of Ipomoea nil (Japanese morning glory), 552 nucleotides long. Its product is annotated as acyl-coenzyme A oxidase 3, peroxisomal-like. Gene Ontology annotation, molecular function: FAD binding; fatty acid binding; acyl-CoA oxidase activity. The record is from RefSeq and is a predicted model, not a curated record. Gene Ontology annotation, cellular component: peroxisome. Gene Ontology annotation, biological process: lipid homeostasis; fatty acid beta-oxidation using acyl-CoA oxidase. Bases 1 to 552 code for a protein of 183 amino acids. The transcript has 5 exons. NCBI's taxonomy places the organism in Eukaryota, Viridiplantae, Streptophyta, Magnoliopsida, Solanales, Convolvulaceae.